Parasteatoda tepidariorum (common house spider) is the source of this 2720-nucleotide messenger RNA. The record is from RefSeq and is a predicted model, not a curated record. Lineage: Eukaryota; Metazoa; Arthropoda; Arachnida; Araneae; Theridiidae.
AUAGGCAACCGGAAAUGUGAAAAACUUAAAAUUUCAAAUGUUAGUUAAAUUUGUAUCAGCUUGUUGUUGAGAGGCGAUUUAUUGUAUUGAAAUAUUUUAUCCAGGAGUUAAUUUAUUAAGAAGAUUCUUCAUUUUUAAAUUUAUCAUUUAGAAAACUUGCAUAAUGUUCCAACCAUAUCUGAAACUAGUGUUCAGUUUUUUAAUGCAUUUCUUCAAACGUUCUGUCUAUGAAGUUAAUAAACUAGUUUCACGUAAUAAUAACUGCAAAGAUCAGAAUUAUUUAAAAUUUUCUGAAAAUGCUUGGGACAUCGACCAUUAUGUUUUUCAAGUUAAAAAAACUAACUUUCUGCAUGAUUUUAUUAAAAUAAAUGGCGAUAUGGAGCUCAAUGGCAGAAUCGAAGGCUUAAAAAAUAUUAAUAUUAUCCGUUACAACUAUUGCUACGAUGACAAAGUCCUAUGCAUGAUGGCAGAAUUCGAAGCAAGUGAAUUAAGGAUACAUUAUGAUGGAAUUAUAAGGCUUGCAAGCAUUGGUCUAGGAUUUCUUGUGAGAGCUAUUUUUAAGAAUGUAAAAAUUCAAAUUAAAUUCAAAAUUUAUCCACUCCAACGUAUAACAUUUUACCUCGAUGAGGUAAGGAUUGAUGAUUUGAAAGUAAUAGUCAGUGUUUCUGGACUGAAUAUAAUUAGUUGGAUGAUUAAUUUAAUAAUUAAUUAUGCCAUUAAAGUAAUAUCUUUCAUAAUUCUAUGCGUUAUAGAGUUUCACACCAAGUGUUAUUUAAAUAAAACUUUUUCGAAGCUUUAUUUCUCUCAAGAUUAUGUACUAGAAAAAGUUUACAGAAAGUUGAAAAAAUAUACUUCGGCAGAAAUUGAACCUUGUUUGAACUAUCUAGCUGAAAUUGAAAUUGCACGCGAAAUAUUACUUAAAAAAAUCAAGUUCGGACCUACAUCCCAUUUUUAUAAUCUUAUUACUGGGCUGUUCGAGUUCAAUAAAGCUUUUAACAAGGCUGUCAUAGCACAAGAAUUGAAUGAAAGUUUUAAAGAUUUCCCGUGCAACGCUUUACACUUGGAAACAUCUGAAUUGGAUCUAAGUUUCCCCCAAUCAAGUGAAAGUGAAUCUGACACUAGUUCUUCAAUAAGUAGCUAUUCUGGAUUUGAUAAUUGUGGCCAAGAAAAUACAAUAAAUUCGAAUGAAGGAAAUUCAAAAAGGGAUUCAUACUCGACUGAAACUGUCUCCACCUUCAGUGGAUUUAGUUCCGAUUAUGGACAUAGUUAUCAUAAUGGCUGGUGAAGAUGUCGUCCAUUUGGAAUCUUGUCUUCAGAAUAAUUCUCAUGAUGAGAGUACCUUCAUGAAAUGAAAUAAAAACCAGAGUGAAAAAAAUACGAUUAUCAAGCAGGAAAUUGUAAUUAGAACUUUUUUACUCAAAUUCAGAACAUCAAUGAUGACAUUGUUACUCCACCUGAAAGCAACAUCAUUAUUGAAGAUAUUACUCAAUCUGAGAACUUCAGAGAAAAAAAAAACUCCUAAAUUUGAAGAAAUUAUGCAUUCAAUUUUUGAAGUUUCUCGCUAAUUAAAGCCACAGUUCAUUUUUAUGAAGAUAAGAGAUUUGGAUUGAAAAACAAAAUAGACAAGUCUCUAUUUAAAACUAUCGUUUCACGAUUUGAAAUUUCGACAUCUCAGACAUUUUUUCAAAAAUAAAAAACCACCGAAUCUGAGAUCCCUAAAAAAUUAAAAACUUCCAUUAAUAAGGUGUCAGCAACCUAGUGUUUUCAAAAGGCCAACUCAAUUGUUAAUAUAUUACUUGAUUUUUUUUUCCAAUUUGUUUGGAAUUUAUUUCAAAAUUCGAAUGCUAAAAGUUCGUAAAUUUUUUUCAUUCAUAUAUGGUAAACUAUCCUAUAUUUAGAACUCUGAUACUCGAAUGUUUUGAAUUUAGCGUGCUCGUUAAAUUUCAUAUUCAGAAGGCCUAAAAAGAGUAUUGUUUUGCUUAAGAGGCUUUUACCCUCUCCACGUUGUAAUUUAGGUUAAUUUUUCGACUUGCAUUUUCUUUAUUUUUUUAUUUCUUCUUAUUUAUUUGCUAAUAAAAUUUUGACGCAGUAUUUGACAGAAGCUUUUAAAAGAGAUAAAAAAUAACACUUUAAAGGGAGAUAAGUUUUAGAACUUCCAUGGAAUAUUGAACUAUAACUAAAAAUGAUGCUAUUUGUGGUUUUUUAAUCAGUCCUUUCAGUUUAUGGAUUUUUUUUAAAUUAAAAUUAAUUCUAGUUUAAACUGACAAAAACAGAUUUGGACAAUUCUCACUACGUUCUCUGCACAAAAACAAAGAUGUUUAUCGAAAAUCUGAAAACAGACAACCGUAUACUAUUUAACUACUUUUCAAAAAAAUUAGAAUUGCAGAAUCGUAAUGGUGUAAUCUUGUCAGAAAAAAGUUAAAAAGAAUCUAUAAUGCCGCAUGCUUUUUAUCUCAAAUUCUGAUUGUGUGACGGCCUUUAUACUUUACUGGUAAUAAAAAGUACUGUCUAAUAAAGAUCCAUCAUUUUAUUUGUAAAAAUUAUAUAAAAAAAGAUUUCAAAGGAUAUUGAGGACUUUCAGUCUUGGUCUUCAUACCAUCAGUCCAGAAUUUGAUGUCAAUUAUUUACUGUGUUUUUCAUCUGUUUGUUUACAACUAUUGUUUUUCUUAAAUAUUUAUUUUCAAAAUAUAUUGAAUAAAGUAAGUAUAAUUCAAAAAGAA